AACUCAAAACUCUGUUCCAUUUUCUACAACAGAAAAAGAAGGAAAACAAAAAAGAGAACAGAGCCCUUUCAAUGGCGGAAACUUCUGUAACUGUCGUCGCGACCAAACGCCAUGCUCUCGAUCCUUACAUCAAGAUCCUUCAGAGUCGAUCAAAUGACAUUGAUGUCUCAUUUUCCUCUUACCUCAAGCCAGAAAACAACAACGAACCACAGCAACAGCAAAAGGAGCAAGAAGAUACUGAGCUAAGCAUAUUCGAAGCUCGAAGUUACUUCAGCGAAACCGGAAGCAACAACAGAUCACAGACGAGGAAUCUUAGUGGUCCAAGAUUCUCAUCGGUUUCAUCUGCAAAAGUUUCUUCUUUUACCGUGGGUCACACGGCAUCCUCUGAAGCUAGCUGGAACAGCCAAACCGGUUUGCUCUGUAACAAUAACGGGCAAGGAUCGGACCGAGAUGGACGUGGAAGCAGCAAGAAAGGAGUUAAAUCAGGACCCAGAUGGUUUUUCAGACGCAGGACUUGUCCCUGUUCUAGCUCCAAGUCGGUUCAGGUCCAAGAAACCAAACCAAGAUUCGCCGAGCCCAAAACCGGUUCUGAACAAAUCGUGUUGAACCGAAUCGCUCAUCAUAACCAUCAGACGAUAUCUUCGUCAGAUCCCAUCAGAUUAACAAUCCCUGCAAACACCGUGUCUCGGUCCAUCGAUUACGCGGCAAACGGAGAAUCUAGAGCUCCCGUAAGCAAUUUCAGCUUUCCGACUCUAAACGAAACCUCACAGACAUCGGAAAAACCCAUGAAUCCGGCUCUGAAUCCGAUCAAACCGGCUUUGAAUCAAAUUGGACCGAUUCUUCAUCCGGUUAAACCGGUUCUGAAUCCGACGAGUCCCAAGGGAGUUAUUACAGACGAAGAAGCUGCGAGCGACGCAAGCUCCGAUCUCUUUGAGAUUGAGAGCUUCUCUACUCAACACGUAGCUCGUCCUUGGGCCCCACCUGCGGCUGAUCUCGUCCGGAACUCGAUAGAUGAGACCGCGACUGAAUAUGGUUACGAGCCGAGUGAAGCAAGUGUCACUUGGAGCGUUACGACCGCCGAACCGGCCUCGGCGGUUGCGGCUAACUUCUCAAGAAUAGGCUUGACGCAGUCGCCUCUGGCGUUUGGCGGUUGCGAUAAAAGGAGAACGGGGUUGUUGAGCUGUCGUUGUGAAAAAGCGGUUGUGGUUAGCGGCGGCCAGCGUUUGGUUCAACCGCUUAAGAGCGUUAGGUUUCAGAACGAUGUCGCGGAAAAGGUGUUGUGCAACAACGGCAGUUCUAAGUUAAGCUUGACGAGUCGAGCAGUGUUGGAUUCCGAAUCUUCGUUUUUGGUUUAGAUCCGGUU
Molecule: messenger RNA, 1363 nt
Organism: Eutrema salsugineum
Lineage: Eukaryota; Viridiplantae; Streptophyta; Magnoliopsida; Brassicales; Brassicaceae
Product: protein PHYTOCHROME KINASE SUBSTRATE 4
Exons: 1
Coding region: 72-1355 (427 amino acids)
Biological process (GO): phototropism
Source: RefSeq, a predicted model, not a curated record